AAGGCUGACGAUAGGUGUUGGGGCAAUUACGCAAGAGUCGCGAACAUUUUCGCUCUUGUUGUUUCCGUCUCGUGCUACAAUUUCAAUCAUAGAAAACCAAAACCUAAGAGAACUACAAAGAAAGAAUUUCCAGCUGUAGAGUGUGGACGAUCUCGCGAAAUCGACCUAGACUCAGCUGAACACGACAAAAAAAAUCACGUGAAAAAUGAACCCAACGUUUCAAUCCUCGGUGUUUGGCUCGGGGCCUGCGCCGGGCCCAAUCCCGGGUGGACCGAUGACGGGGUCAAAUCAGGCAAGCUCUUCGCAACGGGUAGCCAACAUGCAGACUUACCAAUCCAGCGUGUUUGCGGACAACUCGCCGAAACGUAAAGGGCUAUAGCUAAUAAAAAUCACUAAUUUUUAGUGCUUUGCGUGCAAGGGAAAUCAAGUUGGCUCCUCAUGAUUUGUAUUUGGCACGACAGAGCGAGAGGAGCUUACUUCUGUCUGUGCGGCUGCAUUGAUUCUGGAAGAUUUUCUACUUUUCCGUCCGCAUGAUAUUAUUAAAGUCCGAUCUGAAAUUGUGACAAAAAACAGGAAACGUCGCGACGCGUCCCACAUCUAGCGGCGUCACCCGAACGACGAACAACAUUUUUACUGAGCCGCAACCUGGCUUGAAUGAGCCAACCAGCAUGCACGCCUGGUUCGGAAAGGGCAAAAAGACGGAGGAAUGUAAGGACUGAGUUUUUUUAAUACAACCAAUUGCUGUUUGCAACACAUCAACAAGUUUACGCUUCGAAGCGUUUUGCGUAUGACAAACGGAAAUCUUCACGAAAUCUAUCAUGACAGCCUGCCGUUCCGAGUUCACGGGCUACGUGAGGUCCGUAGACAAGGACAAACUUCAAUCCGAACUUCUCUCUUCUGACGGGCACGCAGCCCCCUGCCAUAGGAGGAAACCCUUCGCCGACGCGCGCUACCAGAGCAACAUCAGGACGCUUGGCGCCGACGAGAUGCCGAACGUGGAAACGAAACUGGACCGACACCUGGUGUCCGAUGGCGUCAAGGGGAGUCUGCGCAUGAGCGCGAGCCCACUCCGCGGGGAGAGGCAAGCGGCGCAGCAGGCAGCAGCAGUGCGGGAGCCGAUCGAUAUUGCGCCAAGUUUCAGCGAAGACUCCAUGACGUCGAUCUACUAUGCAAUAAAAAAAGAUUGUAGCUGUAAGUUUGUGUUGAUGCGCUAAGUACAUGUGUUAAGAUGAUUGCGUCUCAUGCUGGUCAUGCAUUGCAGGACCAGGAGUCAACUCAAGCGCGGUUUCACGUGCUAUUUGCGCAAGACAGGUUUUUGCUGUCAUGCCAAACAGAUUUGUAAUGCUGGCCAGCCAAAAUCAAAAAGUUACACCUACGAUCUUUUUUUCUUUGAUUUCUACCCGAACGCGACGAGCAUACACAAGAAGAGGACGGUACACAAUUUAAUUUGAUUUGUGCACCACGAGGAUGAGCAUGCAUCAGAGAAAAUGCUUAUGCUGCAUUGCAUGCUGGGGUAACGACCACAACAAUUUUUCGUUUCAAAAAUAAUCUCCUCAGGUGAAGCACGAACACACCCCAUACGCUCACAGCGAGGAGUUUACCAUGCUCAAGCAAGAAGUCCGCGACUUCAACGACGGCGUUCCGCCCUCCAUGCUCAGUGGCAGCUAUGCAGCAGGAGGGUAUUUUGUAGUUUCUAUGUUUUCCACUUUCACUCUCAGAAGUUCACCUCAAUCCGCAUGCCAUGGUGUCAUGACUGUUGGUUGAUGUGGGCUUUUUUGGCACCGGGGGUAUCUAUUACUUUGUCACAGCAGCGCCGACCCCUCACCAUCCCUCCGCGGCGUCCCGCAUGGCUACCAAGACUAUUACAACCCAAACCUGGUGGAACGGAGCACGUUGUUAGACCAUAACCCGACGCGAUCGAGCGCGCCGGUGGAGUCAGAGUCGUCGAAAACGGGAAAAAAGCUGAUUCCGCAGCCGGAGAGGUUACAGGGCAACCCGGACGCGCUGAUGCACGUCGGACGUAUUACUUAUCCGAUUCGCUUAGCCUUAGCCUUACUAAUGUUGGUGCAAUCAAAUUUUGGGUCUACUUCGCAUGACAGACGCAUUAGGUUACUUUAUGAAAGUCUAGCAUGACAGGCUGCAAGAACAGUAGAGACUUAAGAAGAAAAAACGCAUCAGAUGGCCUCGGCAGCGGGCCGGAGGCGGUACCGAGAAAAAACUACCAUCUAAUGGUCCACCAAGCCCCCUUGCGCGGCGACUACUCCCGACAAGUCAUCACGCGGUACGAGCAGAGCCCAGCGAGCAAGGGACAGCAGGAUUUGUUUCACUAGAAAACCGGUCUACUUGAAAUGCACCAAGCUGCGGGAGGUGGUCCAGCAGCGAGCAGUACAGUAUAAUAGAUACGAAAAAUAUUCAUUGUCACGACCAAGCGAAGUAUAGAACGAAGUAGUUGUGCUACUGGAUCAGGCUCACUGACAGCCUGAGCACAGACAAGAAACUCAGCCAACAGCCGGCACUCUUCGCUGCGUGCCUUGCAGUUGUACCUGAAACAAUAAGAAAUGAACGAGAGGAAUGAAAAUUAGAGAUUUAUGCCAUAGCUGCCAUGAUGAAACGAUAACAGAAGAUUCAUUCUGUGCCUAUCGUUACGACCAUCGUUUCAGAAAUUUCACACUUGUUACAAGCGCCUGAUAGGGCCUCGUCGUCUAGCGUAAACUAGAAAUGAUUUUUCCCGCACCGAUAAUUGCAUAUUCCUUUUUUCAUGGUUUCCGUCCAUCUGCCGACCGGAUGACCGUUUUAUCUGAAAACAGAAGAAGCCUUCUACCUCCACCAUCGUGGAGGAACAUUAGAACACCCUACAAGAGCGUAUAAAAAACAUUUAAGUGAAAGCACGAAUCGGAAAAGAAAUGAACCCAACGUCAGAGCAGUAACCAAUGAAAAACGGAGCGGAAUUAUGCUCCUUGCAGCCACCUCGCUGUUUUUUUACAAAGCAGUGACGAAUAUAAGAUUUUUGGCAAGAAGACAGCAACAAGGUUGUGCCUUUUGCUAUUUUUGCGCAGUGCAUGUCAACGUCAUGCAAGAUAAAGAG
Amoebophrya sp. A120 is the source of this 3085-nucleotide messenger RNA. Lineage: Eukaryota; Dinophyceae; Syndiniales; Amoebophryaceae. The record is from the annotation of a GenBank genome assembly.